UGUUAUUUUUUCUCUUUGCCUUUCUAUCAAAAUCCAAUAUUUAAAUUUACCAAAGUGACCCACGAAGCAAGGCUUACAAAACAUGCUUCCCUUGAAUUCAGGGCCAUGAACAUGAAAGAAGAAAAACCGAAGAGAAAUUAAAGUCCCAUACAUGUUCCUUGCAUGCCACUCUUUUUCCAACUUGUUCUUGUUCGAAUUCUCCCCAAGAAACCAUGCCGAUUUCCGAAGCCUUUCGAAGAGUCAAACUUAUGAGGCUGUUGGAACCUUCUGUUUCUGUUGGUCUUGCUGGAUUCUUUCUACUCAUCACGUGCUGCUUCUUCUUCUACUUUGACUACACACCAUUCGGAUUCUUGGCUCAAUCACAAACCCUUGCUUUGCCUCCGGUUUCGGUUUCGGAACACAGAGAUAACAGCGUUGAUGAGUUUCUUGGAGAAAAGGAGUGUGAUUUUUUUCAGGGUAAGUGGGUUUGGGAUGAGAGUUACCCUUUGUAUGACUCAAAAGAUUGUAACUUCCUUGAUGAUGGCUUUCGUUGUUCUGAAAAUGGUAGACAUGAUUCCUUUUACACAAAGUGGAGGUGGCAACCCAAACAUUGCAACUUGCCAAGAUUCAAUGCAACAAUGAUGUUGGAAAAACUGAGAAACAAACGCCUAGUGUUUGCCGGGGACUCAAUCGGAAGAAAUCAAUGGGAGUCAUUCUUAUGCAUGCUGUCUUCUGUAGUCACUAACAAGAAAUCAAUCUAUGAAGUAAAUGGCAACCCAAUCACAAAGCACAAGGGGUUCUUAGUUUUCAAAUUCAGAGACUUUAACUGUACUGUAGAAUACUACAGAGCUCCAUUUCUUGUAUUGCAAAGCCGGCCGCCGGCCGGCGCUGCUAGAAACAUUAGGACAACCUUGAAGGUGGAUAAAAUGGAUUGGAACUCUUUGAAGUGGAGAGAUGCACAUGUCUUGGUUCUUAACACAGGACACUGGUGGAAUCAUGAAAAAACCAUAAGAGGAGGCUGUUAUUUCCAACAAGGUAUGGAAGUUAAGAUGGAAAUGAAGGUGGAAGAUGCAUAUAGGAAGUCUAUGGAGACAGUGUUGAAUUGGAUACAAGAUAAUGUAAAUGUUAACAAGAGUCAAGUUUUCUUUCGUACAUAUGCACCCGUGCACUUCAGAAGUGGAGAUUGGAGAAGCGGUGGAAGUUGUCAUUUGGAAACACUGCCAGAGCUUAACAUGUCAUUAGUGCCUAAUGAUAACUGGUCACAAUUCAAAAUAGGCAAUUCAUUGCUAUCAUCACACAAAAAUAGCACUCAACUUGUCAAGUUGAAAAUAUUGAAUAUAACAGAGAUGACAGCUCAGAGAAAAGAUGGGCACUCAUCAAUCUACUAUCUUGGUCCGAAUGGCGGCACGGCGGCACUCCAUCGGCAAGAUUGCAGCCACUGGUGUCUGCCUGGUGUACCUGAUACAUGGAAUGAGCUGCUUUAUGCAAUGUUCAUGAAACAUGAAGGCUUCUCAUAGCAAGGAACUUCAAAGAGUCGUGGAAUUCUUUUUUAUUUGUCUUGGGCAGCAAGGACUCACAAAUUGUUCUCAACAGUCUCAAAAAGACGCUAACACGUUACACAGUACAAGACUUGAAUUUUGGAGUACAUAUAUACAAUCAUAGAUAAAAGCCUUUGAUUGUGCAGAUAUUUUGAUUAGUGUUGUUAUGAACAUAUUUCUUCUUUUAUGUUAUUACCGGGAAUAUAGUUUUGAGGCAAAACUCACACAAUCAAACCUUCUCACAUUAAAGAGGGUACAAUAUUGCUAGAGUAUAACAUAGGCAGUGCAAUUAGGUAUUCUUUUAACAUGGUCUUUUAUUUAACUUUUAGAAGA
This is a messenger RNA of Arachis duranensis, 1850 nucleotides long. RefSeq names its product protein trichome birefringence-like 11. The record is from RefSeq and is a predicted model, not a curated record. NCBI's taxonomy places the organism in Eukaryota, Viridiplantae, Streptophyta, Magnoliopsida, Fabales, Fabaceae. Gene Ontology annotation, molecular function: O-acetyltransferase activity. The transcript has 4 exons. Bases 213 to 1496 code for a protein of 427 amino acids. Gene Ontology annotation, cellular component: Golgi apparatus.